ACGCCCCGAUGAGCAAUUUUCAGAAGAGAAAAGCACGAGGGAGAAAUAAAUUUUCACCUUAAUGUGCUAAUGAAAAAACACUUUUUACACAGCCAUUAACACGGAGCAGAACAUAACAUAACAUCAGAUAUAAUAAACGGACACAACAAUCAUGGGACGAUGAAUCCCAAAAGAGAGCGAAUGAGUGAGUAAGGAAAACGUUAAACGAAUCAGUUGAACUUGUUUACAUUUAUAGCAGUUGAUGUGAAGUGAAUUUUUCCUUUCGGUCUCGCAUUAUAAUACUUCGACAGACAAUCAAGUGAAAUGAAAAAAAGAUAUCUAACAAAAGAAAGAAAAGUCAAAUCGAAGGUUCAUUUUUCUUCGAGAAAAUAAUUCAUAAUUCAAUUAUUCAUAAUUCUAUCGAUUUUUUUUUUUCGUUAACCGAAAAGUUAUUUUUAGAACGCAAUCCAAAGUUAAAGAAACGAAAAAAUAAAAAGAAAAGAAAAAAACGCAAAAUGGAUGAAAAGACUCGUAAAGACUAAGAAACAUAUUGAAAGAAGUGCAGAAAGAAAAAUAUCGAAUUUCAAUCAUCAAGAAAAUAUAAUAAUUGGAGAAAACCUCAGAAAGUUUUUCAUCAAAUUAUUUGUUAAUGAAACAUCAUCAAAUUUAUACCUGAAUGGGUCGCAUUGGAUCGAUUGCUUAUCAUGCGUUUGUGUGGCUGUUUCUCGUACAAUUGCACAAAUGCAGCGAAUUUCCUGAGCGUGAAUGUUGCGAUCCAAUUUAUCCGUUGGUUCCUGAACUCGAUCCACUUCCACCCGCAUUACCGACAACGACAAUAUCUUCAUCAUCAUCACCUUAUGGUGGUGGAUCGAGUGCUGGAGUUUUAACAGGGAGAUCUGGUCCGAAUGUGAAAAUAGCCAUAGCAAUACUUAACUGCAUCCUAGCGCGUCAAUUAUGCUUCGAAGAUCCUUCGUGUUCGGCAAUACUUGAGAUCAUACCUCGUGUGUGCGGCCCUGUGCCAGUUGCCUGCAGCACCGUGACUGUAACGAAAUGUCAAGCAGCGCUUCGCACACUGCAGGCUUUUCCUUUCUUUCGGCCGACGUGUCUUUGUAAAGAGCCUGGAGUCGAUCCCGACUGCAACUACUUCAAAGACUUUCUCUUCGACCACCCAUGCGGAUUCGUUCUCAAAAAAGAGAAAGAUCCUUAUCCAGUUGAUGCCUUACCGACGUGCAAUCAUGCAUUAUCCGUAUGUCAACAGGAGCGAAGAUGCAUAAAACUCUUCGAAGACUUCAAGACACAUUGCAAAGUUCGUGAAAAUAAGUGUCGAAUGGAAGACAGAGACGCAUGUCAUGAAGCGUGGACGAAUCUUCGUCUGUCGCCGAUGUUUGGCUGCAUCUGUCCAAAUAAUCACAUGAAACGAAGAUGUGAUAAAAUAUUUAAUGUAGUUAAUCAUAAUCCAUGUGUCGAUGUUCUUCCUUCAGCACUUGAUAUUUCCUCUGGCACAUCAACUAAUUCCAUUAAUGCAAACUAUUAUCCAUCAUCCGAUUGGAUCGGUGAGAUUCGUCCCCGAUCUCGAUACCCUUACACGUUCCCAUACUUUCUCUUCCCACCAAAUCCUCAAAAAUAUUCCCAAUUUUCUUCCAAUAAUCCCGAAUCGUCUUAUGAUCUUUAUGCACAAUACAACCCCAACGGCACUAAGAUGCACUUAAGUCGGAUUUAUAAUCACACAAUGCACAAAUUUCCACAGCACUUUGAGAAUGUUAGUGAUAUUAAUGUCAAUAGGACUGAUGAUGCACGCGAUGGACGAUUACGAUUACAAACGCAAAAGGAAUUGCUUAGAGAUUUCAAAAAUAUUGUCCGCGCCAUGGGAAUUGAUGAAAAUUACAGCCGAGCUUUGGACGAGAACAUGGCACUGAUUGAGUCCCCGUUACUUGCGCCAUCCAAUUCACAUUUUCGUCAACAUUAUAAAACUGCACUUUAUCCAUACAACAUAACAUCACAAAUCACACAAGUGAAUGGUGGAGGUGGAACUUAUGCGACAAAUGAACAGGAUUUGACCGUUCAUGGGAAUGGCGAUGGACAUUUCUACAACGUGGAGAAACAAAAUUCCGACGAUAUUGAGACUGAUCCUGAGUCCCAUCCUAUACAUUUCCAGAGUACCUGCCAUCUAGCUCUCGACUCAUGUCGUGAUGAGUCGACUUGCUCAAGUUCAUUACAAACUGUCAUCAUGCAUUGUGACAUUGAUCGUUGCAAUCGGAAUGCAUGUAUGGAAUCACUUCAACAUUUCUAUCGUGAUGAUACACACGAAGACAUUAAUCUUGAUGCUGCAUUGUGUCUUUGUCGAAAGACACCUUCACGUUACGAUUCGUGCAUGUUGGCAAAAGAAAAAUUACAUCCUGUUUGCGCUCAACGACCGCCCGAUUCAACAUCUACACCAGCAUCGAAUGGCGCGAUUUAUAAUCCACUGCCGGCAUGUCAUACUGUAGCGGAUUUAUGCAAAGAAGAUCCCGAGUGUCGCUCUCGCUUAGAGAUUUAUGAACAAUCGUGUGCCGUAGAUAGCGUAACGAAAAAGUGUGCGGGGAAGACAAACAGCUGUCGAAUUGCAUUGUUGGGCAUCAUGGGAACCCCAUUGAGAACGCUCUGUGCUUGUCAUGGUUCUGAUUUGCAACAGCUUUACGAAUGUCUCGGAUGGCAGAGGCUUUUGUGGUUAAAUCCUUGUGUUGGUAACACAUCAACAACAUCGACAUCAUCACCCAUUCGUGUUGUAAUUAUGGAAAGAGAAAGACUGCAAACUCUUGCACCACUCCCGCCAAUACCGGAAAUUACAUACCACCGUCCAAUUGAACAUGAACACGAACAUGAAAUCGAAUCAAAUUAUAUUGAUGGUCAAGAUAGUUACAUUCCAAGUGAACUCUUUGACAAUGACAAUAAAGAUGAAGAAUUUUAUGGAGGUGUGACAACAGAAAUGCUUGAAAUGGAAAUGACAACUCACAUGUCGACGACAACGACAGUUGAAACCACGACCAUUCCGAUCAGAUAUUGCGUCGUUCAAAGACCACACACAGUUGAGCAGUACAUUGCUGAAGGGAAGAGUCGUAGACUUUACAUUAUGGAUGAUCAAGAGUGCAGCGAAUUAUGUUCAUGCGGUUUGGAAACUCUGGCGCUUUCAUGUCACGCACUUUGUGUGCCACUUGUUCCAUGCCGUACUUCGCUAGCUUAUUACAGUCAUGCAGCGCCAGCUUAUCAAGCGUUUCGAGGUCGUUGUUUGUGCUACUCAGGACGCUUUAUUUGCAUGCGACCACCACCUGGCGAGUACAAGCUGCCUGGUGGAAUAUUUUUGUUACUCGGCUAUAGCUCGACCGAUGAAGCAUUAUUACGCCCUCAUACAAAUCUUGGCGUUCAGGAUGCUGUAAGAGCGCUUCAACAAUACGUCGUUCAGCACAUUAAUAAUCAAACAAUGUGCACGCUUUCCUUGUUUAACAUUACUGACGAAAAUAUAAUUUUAUCGGUUCGACUUCCAUUCGAUCAAAAAAUGUCCGCGAUUGAGAUGCUGCGAAAAGAGAAGCAACAUUGUACAUCAAUUUUGGAAACGAUAAGUCAUCAUAUCAAUACAGAAUACGAUGAAUUGUCAGCCCAUCGACUUUUGAGUAUUUUUAAAAUGGCAGAAGUUCAGAUAAUUUGGCCGGAGGUGAAUGCAGCAGCAGGUCCAAAGAACGUUAUGGGAAUUUCACUUAUCUUUACUGUCUUCAUGACAGUUUAUAUUAACUGUCGAUGGCACAGUUAUCGAUUGGAUCAAACGUGACGUUAAAUUCAAAAUUCAUUUCCGCUUCUUGUCAAAAACCUUUUUUUAUUUUUAAACAAAAUAUUUUUACGUAAUUUUGAUAUCGAAACAUGGAAAAGCAAUUUAUAGUUAAAGUGAAACAUAUUUCUUAAAUGAGAACUGACAUAAAGGUCGAGUUGAACAAAAGCGUAGAUGUUUUGGUUGGGGUGAAGAAGUGAAAGGAAGAAUUGUCAAAAUCUUCAACACUCCAACUGCGUCUUCGAAAGCGAUUUGAAAAUUUUUUUCAACAAAAAACUUUCUGAAUAAAUAUUCAUUAACGCAUUGUUUCUUAUUCUUCUUGUUAUUUCGGUUAAAUUUUUAUUUCACAAGCACAAGAAGAAAUUUUUUCAAAGAUGCCAAAGAGAGAAAAAUCACUUUUUUAUUUCGUUUUCUUCUUCACAAAGUUCAACGCUAAUGUUGCGACUAAAAUUGUCAUCGUUUGUUUAGCGAC
This is a messenger RNA of Clunio marinus, 4250 nucleotides long. The record is from the annotation of a GenBank genome assembly. Lineage: Eukaryota; Metazoa; Arthropoda; Insecta; Diptera; Chironomidae.